CCCCCUUUCCCGCAGUCGUGGAGAAUCGCCUUCACGGCAAUCCUUCGCGCCACCUGGGCUGCGCUUGCUGCUACUCAUUGUUGAGCUCGGCAUGCUGCGCGCGCAGAUGCGCUACAGCUGGCUCUGCCAGCUCAGUGCUCGUAGGUGGCGCGGUCUGCGCACGCGCUCGCGCUCGCGGCGCCAUCCCGACCCUCCCUUCCUUCUCUCGCGGAGGCGCUUCUGCCCUCUCAUGCACGUUGCUCACUUCCCCAUUCCCCCUUAUCCCUCUCCUCCCUCGACUUGCAGUAUUCUGUUCUAUCUACAGUAUAUUCAUAAUGCCAACCAACACCCCCAGGGCGCGAGGAGGGACACGGCGGAGGGACGAGGAGAGAACGCGCAACCUGCGCGAUGGCGAGCAGAGCGGGGGUGCCGAAUAAGGCGCCCUCUCCGCAUUUUACGCCCUCAGACCGUGCCUGAGGGCGCGGGAAGCUCUCCUAGGCCGCGUAGUGCGCCGUGGGCGACUCGGCGAUGGCUCAGGCGCCUCCCAAUGCCCCCGCUGCGUAGCUGGCGCAUCACCCCACUCCCACCCUCACCCCCUUCCCCUUCCCCCCUUUCUCGCGCGGGAUCAACUCCAUCGCAAUCUCCCGCGUCACUAGCAACGCGCGAGUAUUGCUGUGGUUGUCCUCGGCACGCCGCGCGUCUGCUCUGGCUGUGCUCGGCCAUGCCAGCAUGGCGAGCGGAAGCCAGCGGGAAGGGAGUCCGCUUCCUCUGCACCUCGUUAGGGCGCGGAGGGGGUGCGUGGCGAAGGACGCGCGUGAGUCGGGGGCCGCGUGGGAGGGAGGACAGCGCAUGAAGGGAGGGGGCACGCUAGGGAAUGGGACACGAGAGCAGGGGCAAAGAAAGCGGGACGGCCGUAGUGCCGAGCGCACGCGAGCAAAUUGCUCGCUGCACCCUGCCCUACACUCUACAUCGCGCAUACCCCCCGACGCGAAGCGCGAUCGCGCGCGCUUCUCAGCCCGUGCCGCC
Schizophyllum commune H4-8 is the source of this 1005-nucleotide messenger RNA. RefSeq lists its product as uncharacterized. The record is from RefSeq and is a predicted model, not a curated record. NCBI's taxonomy places the organism in Eukaryota, Fungi, Basidiomycota, Agaricomycetes, Agaricales, Schizophyllaceae. The transcript has 2 exons. Bases 92 to 832 code for a protein of 246 amino acids.